CAAUUGCCACAAAUGAUGCAGAUAAAUUGUUUGGCAUGAAAAGACUUUAAAUGCUACCCUCCAUGGCCGAGCAAAACAAUGAGAGACGGUUUUCCAGCCGACCUCCAUCCUACCGAACAGCCCAAAGAACAAAGAGUCAAACGGAGCUAAUUCAAAAUCAUGAUCGAAAGGAGGAACAAGAACCGGCAAUUCCUCGGCCUUUUCCCGAGGAACGCCCUCCUAAAGAGUUAACGAGCUUUCAAUUGGCUCAAAACAUUUGUGAAUUGCUCAUCUCGAUCGUCCUUGACUUUCUGCUCUUGAUUUUUGAGGUGGGCGCCAACAUCAAAUUGGCUUUGGAAUUGCAACACGUGGGUUCCAUUGGAGCAUUCAGAGCGAUAAUCAUCUUCACUACCAUUCCCUCAAUCCUAUUGUCAUUGACUUGGAUGAGUCUGUGUAAACAGAGAGUAAACCAACAUUUUGGUUAUUGCUGGAUACUUUUGAUCCUUUUGAUUGGGUAUCCAUCUCCAGUUCUUGUCUAUCUGGCAAUCUGGAUCACCAUCUUCAAGAAAGACGGAUCAACCGCUGAGAAUGCCAAGGUUUUAGGGAACCAAUUCCGAGUGGUACAAGCUUGCUUCAGCUCGAACCCGAUUUUGCUCAUCAAUCUAAGUGUGCUAUUUUCUGUCUUGGAAAAUGAGAACAAGUUAGAUUUUGCCAGAUUUGCCGACCAUCCUGUGUCUCUCCAUACUUUGGCUGCCUUUCUAUCCUUGUUGAACAUCAUUCGAGCAGCUUCCUUGUUCAAUGAUCGAAAAUCGUUCACCAUCACGUUCAUCUUCAUUGGAUUACCCUUCAUUGUGGCUACUACACUCACCAGGACAUUGAGCCUUUCUCUUAUGUUGGCCUUCUUCCCUCAGGUCUGGUCAAUAGCCACCAUUUUAGCAAUGUUUGCUUGCAACAUGUUGCUCUACCGAGUUUGCAUCAGGUUUCCAGGACGAUCCACCACGGUCCAAGAAAAUCCAUACCCCUUGACCCAAGAUGCCCUUGAGACCGACCAAUCUGAGAAUUCAUAUUGGAGCCAAUUUCCAAAUCACGUCUUGUACUCCCUUUUUUCAAUCAUCUGUCCCUUAGCCUAUUCCAAUGACGAGAAACACAGUAACGUCAAGAUGAGAGGAGGCUGUCUGAUUGUGUUCAACUACAUCAUGAACAUGUCGAUCAUCGGCAUCGCUUUGGGCUUCACCAUCCACCAAAACGUUCCCAAUGAGAUCCACGGGAUUCGUUUCCACCAACCUAACCAAACAGUGGUCAUUUCUGGAACUAAGGUCCAGAUUCCCUUGAGCGGCAUAGCUCUCAACCUGAAUCUACCAGACCAAGAAAUCAAUCUGGCCUCCAUGCCGGAUCCAUAUCUGAACUUGAACACGGAACAGUCCCAUAUUUAUAUCGCGUCGGCCUUCCCCAUUCUUAUGGUCUUCAUGUCCUUGCCCUGGAUGGUGAUGAGAGCGGCCAUUAUGGAACUAGACUGCUUGGUGGUUCGUCGGAAGUUCAUUGAUGGGGAAAAGGCCGGAUCGACCAGCGACAUUGUCCAUGAGAAUGCUCAUGGUUUUAGGAUGAGGAUUCGAAUUUACUCGAUGCUUUGCUGUUCCGUAUUCGCGACGUUCUUGUUCACUUUUAGCAUCUUGGGAGGUGGGGGAAUGCUGCUUGGUCAGUUACAUGGUUAGCAUGCCAAAUGUAUGAAAUAAAGAUGUAGUAAGUAUG
Tigriopus californicus is the source of this 1728-nucleotide messenger RNA. RefSeq lists its product as uncharacterized. Bases 51 to 1691 code for a protein of 546 amino acids. The transcript has 5 exons. NCBI's taxonomy places the organism in Eukaryota, Metazoa, Arthropoda, Copepoda, Harpacticoida, Harpacticidae. The record is from RefSeq and is a predicted model, not a curated record.